This is a messenger RNA of Spirometra erinaceieuropaei, 15724 nucleotides long. The record is from the annotation of a GenBank genome assembly. Lineage: Eukaryota; Metazoa; Platyhelminthes; Cestoda; Diphyllobothriidea; Diphyllobothriidae.
AUGGUCGAAAGUGGUGUCCCCCAGGGUUCAGUACUGGGACCCAUUUUGUUCCUUAUCUACGUGGACGAUGCCGCAAGAGAUUUGGACUGUGAAGUAGCAAUGUUUGCGGACGACAUGAAGAUAUGGAGUGUAAUUCGUGGUCCUGCCGAUGAAGACAGACUGCAGAUGAACCUGAAUCGGUUGGAGGAGUGGUCAAACCGUUGGCUUCUGCGGUUCAACGUUGCCAAAUGUAGCAUACUUCGCCUAGGCAACACAGCCAGAUCCGCCAGCACAAGAGGCUACUUUCUGGGCGGUGCAGCCCUACAAGAGGUCGAAGCCCAGAAGGACCUCGGUGUGCUUACGACGAGUUCCCUAAAACCAUCCGCCCACUGUUCGAGGGUGGCAAAAACCGCAAUGUCCGUACUGUACGCCAUUAAGCGUGCGUUUAUGGACUUUGACGAAGAAGCCUUCUCUAAGACAUUCGGAACAUUCGUCCGGCCGCAUUUAGAGUACGGCAUACAAGCUUGGAGGCCGUGGGCUGUUGUGGAUCAAAACUGCCUCGAAAGAGUCCAGAGGAGAGCCACGAAGAUGGUUAGGGGUCAAAGCUCCUUUCCUUAUGCGACCCGCCUAGUAAAUCUGAAACUCUUUCCUUUGAGUUACAGGCAACUUCGCGGAGAUCUCUUGCAAGCCUUCCGCAUUGUAAAGGGGUUGGAUUGCAGUCUGGCCUUGGAGGACUUUUUUGAAUUCGCUACCACGACCAACCUCCGAGGUCACCCGUUAAAACUGCGCACUCAGCAGGCACGGCUGGAUGUGCGGAAGUUCUCCUUCUCGGUUCGGGUGGUCAAACCGUGGAAUGAGCUUCCCGCAGAUGUUGUGAUGUCACCAUUCAUACAAACUUUUAAAAAGAAUCUGGACAUAUUUAUGUUCCGAAAUGACCAAGAGCGAUGAGAAGUCGAGCUCACCCCCUGUAACUCCUUCUCAUUUUGUCCCACCAUUAUGGGCGUGUUCGAACUAUUUCAGCCCAGAACAUCUAUCUGUACACCACACAUUUUUUACGUUGCAAAUAGGGUACUCAAAGGCUUACGCCUAUUUCCCUCAAUAAACUGAACUGAACUGAACUGAACUGUAUACUAUCCGAACUCGAAAAUGCAUGCUCAUUGAGAAUUUGCGGCGCUUCUCCGCGACAGCUGCUGCAAUGAAUAUUGAUUCAAACGGUGGGUCGACUUUUACAACAGGAUUGUUACAAGUGCGAGCACGAAAAUUCAGCUCCCUGGUAAAUAUGUAAACAAAGAACUGUUUCAGGCCUUCAAGUUUCCGGUCAUUUUUAAAGAAUUCUCCGCCACUCCUAAAUUCUGAAAGAUGGUCUUUGUUUUUAAGUGCCUGUUGAUAAAAUAGAAUAAAAUCUCAUUGGUCUGCUGAAUGAUUUUGGAUAUACAGCCCUUCCCUAUCCAACGUAUCCAUGUUUUCACAACAUCUUUUUAUGAUGAAAUUCUUCGGGGUUGCGUGGUAGGUCGGUUUCCCUAAAUUUCUCCCAUUGCCUAUUUUUCUUCCGUAACUGUCGACCAAGAUCACUUUUUAAACUGGCAGAGCGGCUAGUUAUUUUAACUUCCCUGGAAAACAAGACCAAAGCAGACCCAGUGAACUCUUUCUAAACGAUCCUAUCCACUUUCUGAGUCUCCACGAGCAACACCCCGAUUUGGUGGACAACAACACAAUUCUGAUCAUGCUAAAAUCUGCUUUAUUUAUAUUCCGCUGACACUCAGAAUUCAGCGAAUUAUCCCAUUAUAGCGUGCUAUGAUCGGACGUCCUGAUUGGUGUACUACAACACACUUCGUCAACGUGGGAGUAAUCUUAGCUGAAGACUAGAAUCGGAUAACUGGUUCUCUGGUUCACUUCAAAUCUCGCUCAUUCUCUAUAUUUUGUUCCAAAGCAGGUUACGUGUGAGGUCUACUCGCUUGGAGUCGACGGAACUAUCAAAAAAAGUAACUCCUUUUGGCUUGUCGUUUUUUGUCCAAGUGGGGGAACGACUCAGUAGUGCACUGGCUUAUUUGAUGACCUGUAAACUGUCCGUAAUUCCAAAUUGUCCGCAUUUAUCUUCUUUAUCCUUAUCCGGACGAGCUCACAUUCGAUACGCAGGGUGUGCGUUCAUUCAACCGAUGAAAUUUAUGACCAUAGAUACGCAAGUUCAAUCCUUUUUUCUAAUACAUCCAAUUCAGACCGAUGACGCAACGCAUUGCUUAAUGACAGUUAAGUCAAUUUAUUAAGGGGAGGAGGCUUUCGCCCUUUACCUCCCUAUUCAUAUCCAAAACAGCAAUGGAAUUAAUUGCUACGCCAGCAAUUCUAGAAAGUCAGGAGUCAUCAGUGUGCGUGAGCUAGGCGCAAACUGCCGCCGCAGACACAGGUGUGAUUAUAUGUAGAGCAAUUUCCCAGCAAAUAGGCGUUUAGUCUGCGUUUAAGGAAUUCAGCAGUUACGGAAAGAAUCCUCACAUCAGGUAGUUCGUUCUAGGCCCUAAUGAACCCUGCAAGAAGGCCUUCCCGUGUUCAAAGGAGACUGACAGUGCCCACGAGGUGCUAUAAUAAAACUAUUCUGUUCUCUUCUAAGGGCCAGCGUUCUCUACAGUUUAAGGGAAUGACCACGCAAACGAUCCGUCUCAGCCCAUUCAAAGAAUUCAUCAAAGUUUGGGACACACUCAAGGCCUCCGACCAUCCGGUAGGUUUGAAUGAGGUCGUCGAGCAGUUGCCUGAGACUGAAAGAAACAGACUUCUCUGAUCCAAUCUUGUAACGUAAAUCAGAUGAUCAAGACUCUUCAACAUCUUCGUACACAUCGCCAGAACUCUUUCCAUUUGCUGAUAAUCCCUCCUUAACCACGGUCGCCGGGCCUGGACGGCAUACUCUCAGUGAGACCGGAAGAAUCCUCCCGUAGGUUUUUCCAAAUAGCCACUUAUCGCUCUGCACAAAUUCUCACCUCAGCGCAAGUCGCAUCCGUACCGCGCGUUUGGCUGUCCUGUGACACUAUGACGAUGGUUUAGGUGAGGAAAUCAUUAUGACGUCAAGGUUCUUCUGUUCCUCAGCAUCUUAAAGGGGUGCCCAUUAAGGAGGUAUCGAAAGGAAUCAUUCUCCCUACUGUCCCUACUGAUGCGGAGUCUCCGGAUCGAACAUUUGUCCACAUUAAAGUUUAGAAGCCAACGAAAUGACCAACUACUCAGUCGGCUGACACUCUCUUGGAGCGCGUGCCUGUCUGCGUCCGAUCUGAUGACUUUCUACAAUUUAACAUCGUCAGUAAACAUGGCAGCGCUGCAUUCCAAGUCUUCGACACAGUCGUUAAUGUAAGCUAGGAAUAUCAACGGCCCAAGACUGAGCUCUGGAGGACACCACUCAGAAGGGGGAGGUCAGUUGACUUCAAGACAUUGACACGCACGGUUCCUGAUCUCCCUGUAAGAAAAUAAGUGAUCCAUGCCAGCAGUUUCUCCUUAUUUCAAUUUCAGACAGUUUGUGGACUAGGUUUCGACCUCAAGCGGUCGGUUGAUGAUCAUAGCGGGAUCGUCUGUUUUCGACAUCUGCUGGUGGUUUCAUUGGUCAGAAAGGAAAUGUCACGGUAACAUCCCCCGUACGUUUUAUUGGCCGCCUCAGCCUUUGAUGUCCCCUACUCGGCUGGACUCUAGGCGGACUGUGGCCUAUCGCGUCUAGCUUCCUCUCGUCCCGCCGCCUUGACGGUUGCCCCCUUUGUCACUGCAAACUAUUAUAAUCAUAUCUGCUACAAAUAAUCUCUACGAGCUUAGAAAUUCCACCUUGACGAUGUCUGUUUUGGACCCUUAUAAUUUACUAUUAAACAGGACGGUCCUGUCCGAUCCGCAUAUUCACCUUUCCAUGAAGGACAGUUUUUGUCCUUCAAAAAUGCUCAAAUCACAUUCAUUUUUGCCUAUUUACUUUAAUUUAAUUUAUUAAAUGCCAGUUUACAAGCAUUGUCAAGGGAAGCGAUUAAACACAAAUCCGACCAGCAGUAAAAAAAAACUCCUGAAGAAUAAAAAUAUAGUUGAUGUUGGUUUCCAUGGUUUGAAGCGUUCAGGAGGUAAUCCGCUGUUUGCUAACCGUUUUGCAUACAAGGCUGCCUAUCUUAUAAGGUCAAGGUCAAGGUCAAGGUGCGCAGCUCAAUUUCAAAGAUAAACGAAGCUUUGCAUUUAUCUGGAUAUUCUUAAGCAAUUAAUGCCUGUUUUUUACUUGAGUCCCUUUUAAAAGUCACCUUUCAAUAUAAGGUAAUAUUUUUCCCUGUUUUGUUUGACAGUCUGGCAAAAUAGUCGUAUUUUGUAAAAAAAUCUUUGUAGUGACUCCUUUCCCUACUAUCUCUUGCUUUUCGUAGUUAAAUAACAAUAGUACUUGCUAUUCAGUACGCCUUUCCGUACAUUGGCAAAGUUUUGAUCCUUCAUCAGGAGAAAAAUGUUUUCCUCCACAAUCGGCGAACAGUGCCUCAAAUACCCCGACUCAAAACGUACCGUGUUCCCAACUGCCCCCCAGCACUCAUAUCGAGGCAGUUAGGCCGAAUAUGCCGAUUUUCCCAUCGUUUAAUAGGCCUCUUGUUCCAAUGGAAACAAUGCGUCCCCCACCCCCUAACCUGUUUCAAUCACGGCCGUUUUAUCAAUCUAUUCGUCAUCCUAAUGUCCAUACUGGACCAGUUAACUCAUCCGAUCUUCAGUUUCGUUCCGGCGGGAAUGUGUUGCAGUAUCUGCCCCGCGGAUUUCCAGCUGAAAAUAAGUUAGCUGACAUUAGUUACCAGUUUACCCGCCCGUCAUUCCGUCCCCCAAGUCCUACCCCUUUUUAUCCACGUCAGAAUUUUUUGAUGCCACAAACGUUUUUGCAAAACCGGACGGUUGCAUCCGGACAGUUUGCUCCGUGGGCAGCCCAGAACUGGACGAUGUAGCUCACCUCCCUAAAAAACUAACAGCCGUUACUUCAAACUUUUUGUUUUAAAUGCCAGAUCCUUGCUUAAUAAGAUGCCUUUGCUUCAGACUCAGGUGUUCGUCCAUUGUCUUGAUAUUGUUUUAGUAACUGAGAUGUGGGCAUUAGCCUCAGUAGCUGACUCCGAACUCUCUCUUCAAGGCUACAAUUGCAUUCGAAAUACUCGCCAAAAUAGCCGUGGUGGUGGCAGCUGCGUCUACGUUAAGAAAACACUUACAUUUUUGCCGGUGGACCUCCCGCACUUUUCAGCAGUAGAAGGCAGCUGCUGGCUCCAGGUUGUACUAAAAAAUAAGUUCUCCUUACUCGUUGGCUGCGUCUAUCGCCCUCCCAACGCCAACGACAAUUUUGAUCGUUUACUCUCACAGGCAUUUCAUGCUGCGGCCGACUGAAGCUUUAAGUAUCAAUUGGUUGCGGGUGACUUUAAUCUUUCUGAAGUCCGCUGGUCUCCGCUUCAGGCCCCAGAAGGUUCGAUGACUUUCUUGAGGCUGUGGAUGUUAGGGAUGUGGAAUCAGGUUGUCGAUUUUCCCACCCGAGGCUCAAGUAUACUUGACCUAAUUUUCUGUAGAGGCUGCUUGCCAUCGUCAGUGUCAUCCAUAGGCCCACUCGGGGGCUCAGACCAUGACAUAGUUGUUUCAACGUUGGAAUUCGAGGCUGACAAAACGUUGUUCCAAAGUAUAACUUUUUCCGCGAUUUCCGAUUAACUCGCUCAAGCGAAUUAUUAAAACACCUUAAUUCCUACGACUGGACUGAGUUCUUCCUUAGUUCGGAUGUAAAUGUUUGUACUGCAAAACUGUACGAAAUGUUGGGUCCGCUUAUUUCUCGUUGUGUCCUCCGUAGGAAAAUUAUUAAUGUUGGGGAUGAGGUUUUCCUACCCUUACCCUUUCGUCGCAGAUUGCGCAGGCAGUAUCGUCGAUUCCAUCUGCAGAACGAUGUUUCUGUUCUGCCCUUGAUUUGUGAUAUUUUUGAUCGAGCUAAGAGAUUGUCUGAAGAAAAACAGCUAGCCGAAGAGGUCCACUUUACCGGAAACCAUUCGUUAAAUGUCUCGAAACUUUUCUCUAGAAAAAUACGAACUCAGAGAAAGACACACUAUCCCAUCCUUCGAGACGCUCUCGGAAAUCCCAUAGUCCAUGCCCAGUUAACCGCUGAUAGCCUCAAUGAUUUCCUGUCCAAAACGUUUAUUGAAGACUCGACCACUCCGCUUCCCACCAGCCAGGCAUUGACCGGGACAGUCCUAGAAACUAUAACUUUCACUCUGUGGGAUGUGACUGUUGCGAUUCGGCGUUUUCGUCAAUCCUAUAGUCCAGGACCUGAUGGUGUCCCUGUAAGCAUUUUAAAAGCCGAUGCAAACACGAUCUUCCCAUCCCUCUUAUGCAAGAUAUUUAAACUCGCUCUUGAAAGUGAAAUUUAUACUACAUUGUGGAAGGAAUUACACAUUUUGCCCAUUCAUAAGCACGGCAAAUCUACAUCAUUUGAUGACUUUCGGCCGAUAAACGCCCUCCCCGCAGUUUCGAAGAUCUUAGAGACAUUGAUCAAAGAUAAGAUGAUGUGUCACUUAACAGAGAAUAACAUACUGAGUGCUGCUCAGCAUGGAUUCCUCAAAGCUCGAUCUUGUGACACCUGUCAACUCACUUUCUUUGACUAUGUUCUCCAAUCUAGGGACAAUAGUUUUGCACUUUACACAGUAUAUUCUGAUUUCACUAAGGCUUUUGAUUGUGUUGACUAUGCUCUUCUUCUCUUGAAACUGUGCUCUCUCGAAAUAGGUGGCAAACUUUCAAACUUUAUACCCUCUUACCUGGACACUCGUACACAACGAGUUAAGAUUUCCAAUACUAUCUACAACCCCACACGUGUAAGGAGUGGAGUCAUUCAGGGUAGUGUACUCGGCCCACUUCUCUUUUGCCCUUUCAUUAAUGAUGUGCCCGAUUUAUUUCAGAAUGGUGAGCCUUUCAUGUAUGCCGAUGAUCAUAAAGUUACAUAUCGAUAUACGCCGGCAGAUCGUGACAUGGUGCUUCAUCUCCUAAAGAUCGACCUACAGGCUUUUGCCCAACGGUGCCGCACAUGGCACCUUUCUCUUUCUAGGCAUAAGUGCUCAGUCAUGGUGGUUGGCGACGACCGCCAACCUCAACUAAGUAUUGAUGGUCACGCCAUAAAUGUGCCUGGGGUAAUUAAGGAUCUGGACGUAUCAUACUCUAAGAGUCUCAAUCUGUCGGAGCACUGUGCCUUGAUAGUCUCCAAAGCACGUAGAACGACCGGGUUUAUCCUCCGAAACUUUAAAACUACGGACAUUAGAAUGCGCCUUUUCAACAUGUACGUUCGACCUGGCCUGGAAUACUGUUCGUUUUUAUUUAGUCUCAUGCGUGCUACUAAGCGGAGGAAAAUAGAAUCCGUUCAACACUUUUUACCAAGAGAAUUUUAGCCGCGGAACACCGACAUUUGUCUUACCGAGAACGUUGCCUGCUUACAGGCCUUGAUCCUUUAUGGUUCGGUAGAUUAAAAAGGAGACUAUUUUUGCUAUUUAAGCUCCUAUAUAAUCACACAUUUCACCCACACACCUCUUUAAAGCAUCAUAUCCACCCACGACUUAACAGUCACCGUGAGGUUUUUUCAUUUCUGCCUCUGGCACGUACUGUUAAAUAUCGUCAGUUCUAUUCUGUAAGUGCAAUUGCUGUUUGGAAUAAACUUCCCAUGAGUGUGAAAACUCUGCAAAAUUAUCCUGUAUUUAAGAGAACUAUUACUCGAUUUUUGCAUUCAGAAAAUCUCCCACAAAUUUUGGGUGCUGAAAACUCUGAUCGACUGUACCGUAGCGAUGGCGUUUGUGGUCUCUGAACACUAUGGCCGGUCUCAUCGGGGACAAUUUCUUUGGCCAACUGUGACAGCUGUUUUUCGACGCCUCUAUUUUGACUAUCCCCAACCUCAUGAAAGGAAUUGGCGCAUGGUAGUCUUCGAUACCGUGCCGCCCAUCCUUUCUUGACGGUCAUAAGUUUGUCACCGGCAGUUUUUUUCUCCUGAACCCUCCAAACCAUGAAAACCACCAUCAACUAUAUUUUUAUUCAUCUGGAUUUUUUUCACUGCUUGUUGGAUUUGUGUUUAAUCGCUUCCCUUGACAAUGCCUGUAAACUGGCAUUUAAUAAAUUAAAGUAAUUUAAAUUAAAUUAAAUCUACGACCCUUCAUUGCCUGGAGCAAAUCCAUGCCGACUUGCUUGAUAUCUUGCCUUGGAGCUUAAAAUGGCUAAUGGAAUCCUCUCCGUCUCAAUGUCGCUACAUGUGUUUCGGACCUGAUAGGCUACGACAACCAGUGCUUUUCCAAUGCAUACCCAUGACUGAAUGUACCAUAAUCAAGGACUUCGGUUUAAGCUAAAAGAAUAAUCUCGAUCUCCCGCCACACGCUGACAGACUUACUGUCAAAGCUGCCCAGCAUUGGACGUUAUUUCUUACCAUUUCCGUCUUCCUGAAAUUAAAUUAAGACUUUUUCGUAUGUUUGUACUUCCCGUUCUCGAGUAUCGUUGUCCAUUCUUCGGUUUGGUAAAUGAGGCUAGUUGUUUCAAAAAUUGCAUAUGUUCAAAAACACUUUACUAGAAGACUUUUAUGUACGGAACAUCCAAAUAUCUUCUACUCAGAUAGAUGACAGAUAACAAAUCUAAAAUUUUAUGGGUUCGAAGACUAGAAGCAGGCUUCUGUCUCCUCUUUCGCAUUAAUAAUAGUUCAAAUCUUCCUCGAAUUUCAGCCCUCACCCGUAAUAGUCGCCCAUGCAAUCUUCGCAAUUCAUUCUUGAUCAUACCUCCUCUCGCUUUCUCCACCUCUAAGCGCUCUCUUUUUUUCGUUUCCAGAUAUGCUUUCCUCUGGAAUAACCUUCCAAUAAAUAUAAGAUCAUGAGGAGGAGGGAAACUUAUUGUCCUACACACUCUUAAGGGAAGGCUGCGCCCUUAUCUGAAUAGUGACUUGAUUAAACUUUUAUUUUACUCAUCCUCCCCAGACAAUUUUAUCUAUGACGCUGAGGAAAGGCGCCGCCAUUAAAUUGUCGUGUCCUCUCACAUUUCCUGUUUUUCUGUGCAGUACCGUUUUCUGGGAUCCCUCAUCAGGAAUGUUAAUUUUUAGAUUUUUUUAUGUAUCGCGUCCCUUACAUAAUGAUAUACAUUUCCUAAGAAAUUGUCUCAAAUAAAUAGCUUGACUAUGUUGACGUAAACCUCCUAAGCAGCCUCAGUUUCGCCGACUACCGACGCUCAUCUGAAUUCCGCUCCGGGCACCGCGAUUUCGAACCCUCGCCUCCCCCGUCAUUGUUGAGUUUUGCCGCUCUUGAGGCCAUCUCCACAUUUCGACCCCAAGCCGCCUAUCGACGUUCUUGGCUGAACCCUCUGUAUUCGCCAUCUACUAAUAGUUUGGUCGAAUCUCCCUUGCCUCCUCCUCGGCUGGAUUUGUAGCGGAUUGUGACCGAUCAGGUUUGGGUUCCUCUCUCCUCACCACUUUGACGUGAAUGGCCUUAUCCGGCAUAUGAAUUCUGCCUUGAUUAUGUCCGUUUCGGAGCUUUUACUCAAACCCGCAUACAGGCCAGUCCUGUCUGACCCGCAUACUUACACCUUAAUGGAAUCCGUUAUACACUGUCACAUGCAGGUCGGUCCUGCCCACCUUUUAUUCUUUCAUGAACAACGGUUUUUCCCCUAUGAUGUUAAUCCAAUCCCAUUCAUUUUGUUUUUUUUUCGAUACGAGUUUUUCCCCUGCUCGCUCACUACUCUUCUUAACAGACUACCCAUUCAACAAGUGGGAAUUAGAUAUUCUACAGAUUCUGUCUACCAGUUCUCAUAUUAAUGCAAAAAUUAAUUCUUACCUGAUAUUAUCGGAUCCCCAUGGGUCUUGAAUAAAAAUUAAUAUCAUUACAGACAGUCUGAGCCUGAAUUAAAUAUACUGCGAUCUCUGAGAAUCUUUUUUUUUGAAAGAAUGCCACUCAAAUGAAUCAAUUGCUUUUUUAAUGGGGACUAUUUUCAUUUUUCGUGUACAGCUGUGUCUAACGAGCUGGCAUGUAAUCAAUAGGGUCUCCAGGGCCUUGCUUAUUAUCCUUACACAAUAAAGUGACAUAAACCGAGCCGCAUAUGGACGACUAUUCUGAAGAUCUUGACUUCGAUACAUCUGGAUUUGCAGGUGAUAUAAAAUUUGGAAAAAAUAAUCUGUGCUUACGAGAAGCAGAAAUUACAAGAAAAGGCUGAUAACAUGGCUAAAUGGUCUACCUUUGACUUCAAACGUUUGAUGUAUCCAAAGAUGUAGUCUUAAGCUUAAAAUUUGGCGGAGAGUUUUCUCAAAAGACCAGGGCUGUUUAAAUCGGACUCAUUUUGAAUACUGUGAUAUACACGACUACCUAGGUACCUGAACUGCUUCGAACUUUCCGCUUUGUGAAUGAUGCAGAGUAUCCGUUCAAAAGACAACGAGCAUCAUGCACUUGAUUGAGCGUGCUUUUGUAGUCUUCUCUCCCCACCAUGGAUAGGGUUAUCAAGGGCGCCUGGGACACGACUCUCCUCUGCACACAAGUGAUCCAGAGGCCUGGGUCACCGGGUGAAGUCGUCACAUCAUUUGCAAAUCCACCGAAUCAAAUAAUUUGUUUAAAUCGGCUGAAUAUCAAGUCACACUUCUACCUUGGAUGCCACUAUCGUAGUUGAGACCUGUAACACAUAGGCCAUAUUCCUCAUUUAACAAACCAACCAUUUUAACCCCUACGGUUUAAUCGAAGUAACAGAUCUUUUAAGUUUUGCUGGCUCGGAUGCAGAUGGAAUACGUGAUUUAAUAUUUUGCUUGUUCUAUCUAAGUGAAAACACUUAGUUCAUCAUUUUGGAGUUAACCGUCCUCUGUCUUUUGCUUUAGUCAGACAGUCAGUGCAUUUGAGAAAAAUAGCCUCACGCCUUUGAACUCCCUAUUUGAACAUGAAAUAAUCGAUUAAAUAAGCAAAAUGUGAAAAACUUACAGCAUUAAUUGAAUGCAGACAUUUAUUCACAUAGGUCACUGGUCUCAUGGCUAAAAAGUCACAAAGUCCGCUUGUUGCUGUCGACAUUUAAGUGUCUUCACAGACUGAGACAUUAAAAUUUUCUCAGGAAGGUUAUUUCACGGUUUCAGGACAUGUUUGGGAAAGAAAUACUUUCUCACAUUCAAUCCACCCUGGAACACACGUAGGUUGAGGGGAUAUCCCCGGAGGUUACUCGUGGUGGCGAGUUCGAAAUAGUCGUCGCACCGAAGGGCCCAGUCCACGCCAACCAUGAUACAGAAGGUUUAUAUUAAGUCUCCGUGCAACUGCCUAUAACUGAGAGGAUAGAGAUUAGAGUUAGUUAGGCAGAUCUCCCAUGGCAGUGCAGCUUAAUCCCUUUUUGAUUUUGUUGCUAACCUCUGCACCCUUUCGAGCAGAUUGGAAUCCAGCUGCUUCCACGGUCUCCAGGCCUGAAUUGCAUAUUCGAGAUGCGGCCCUUGAAACGAGUCGAAGACUUUGGAAAAACAGUCUUCAUCGACAACUGCGAAUGCCCGCUUGGUGGCAUAUAGCUUUGAUGUUGCGGCCUUGGCCGCCUUCCAACAUUGUGAAAAACGGUUUAGGCUGUCCGAAACCCAGACUCCGGGAUCUUUCUGUGUUUCUGCUUCUCGAUGUGGCAUUUCGUCCAGAUGGUAUUGCCGCGUACUACGGGUCUGAGUUCCGAGGCGCAGUAUGGUACAUUUGUAUAAAUCGAAAAACAAGAGCCAUCGGCGGGACCACUCAUCCAAUUGACAAAGAUUUACUUCGAAGUUAGUCUCAUCGGCAGCAUUUUGGAUGGCUUUCGAGAUUUGUAUGUCAUCCGCAAACAUGGCACUAUCACAGACCAACCCAUCAGCAAAAUCAUUGAUGAACACGAGAAAAAGUGUUAGUUCGAGCACUAAGCCUUGAGGGACUGCACCCUCUGCGAAGGUGCGCCUUGAUUGCUGUUGUUCUACGCAGAAAAUCUGGGAACAGCCUACGAGGAAAUUGUCGAUUCAUUUGAAAAGUUUGCCGCAAGUGAUUACUGCCAGACUCACAUCUGUUCUCUACGCUACAGAAAGAACUGACUUUUAUUUUUCCCUAUUAUCCCCUCCGCAAACCAGCCUGGUUUAAGUGGAACCUUGUCGCACAAUACCCUGAUUUUCAUGUCAUCUCUUGUUUAAACAAAUAAAAAGGGGAAGUAAGUUGCCACCUGCGCGAUAAUGAAUCGUUUUGUCAAAUAUAAUUUUCCCGUCCCGGUGAAAAAAAAGCCUUAUCCACCGGUAAUUUUGGCAAAAUGUGCAAGCUUUAGGAUUCUGAUGAAAAAGAUGACGGAUAUCUUUCCUGUGCAAAGACGCAGGAUAUUUCUGAACACCUUAAGUCGGGGAAUCUACCAGAUGCCUGUCGAGCUAUGGCAAAGCCCGAGAUCUCAAGAGAACUCCAGUCCCUUAAAAUGUUAUAUGAAGAAUUCCCUCCAAUUUACGAGACAAAAAAUAAUGAAAAGUACGUGACGACUGUUCGCGAAACGCAGUCCACUGUAAUGGAACUGGGGACCUUAGGCUGUGAUAUAAAAAUGGAGUUGUUGCAACGUGCGGCCCGUCGAAGGCCUCUUUGUCACGUACGAAAAGACAUUCUUGAUCAGACGGCGCGAGAACUCUUGAGACAGGUGAGGUAGCAAUAGACAACAUUUGGAGGAAAUACGUGAAACCAUUACUCUCGGAGAAUUGGGAAAAAACCUUUUUAAAACAGAUAGACAGAGUCUCCUUCAUUUUUUGCAUUUAGCCACUUCAACGUUAUAUUUCGCCUUGUUUGUCAAACGUGUGCAUGGUCUAGGUUUUACCACAGAUGCAUCAUAAAACACAAAACUAAUAUCAUUUACGUACGCAAAUGAUAAAUACGUAUUUAUCCGUCUAAUUAAGUUCAACAUUCUGAUAACAACAAUUGCUGCCGCUUUUUAAGCAAUGCCCGUUAUCACUCUGAUAUUCCCGUAUUAUCUCAUUAAAGGCCGCGUACCCGAAAAUAAUUUUGCGAAAAUCAUGAACGAGAUGUAAACUCCAGGUUAAAUUAAUGAAAACGGUAAAAGUACGAAGUGUAUAAAGCUAUACAAUGAUCCAUAUGUAUAACUGGUACAGUCCGCAAACCUAUUCUUGUGACCGUUCCAUGCUUUUGGUCAGCCAUGUAUUAUUGAGACAGAGACGAACAUAUUGAAAGAUGGUCGAACGCGAAAUUAUCAAACUUGCGCAUUUAGAUGAAGCUAUAGGUGAAUGCUAUAAAAAUCGUUCCAAAUCCUUCGGUUUAAAGGGAUUGUAAGCUUUAUUUGUUGUUUGUAAAAAUCCACAAGAAAACAAUAAGCAAAACUCUUGCUAUUUCAUGGAUGUUUGAAAAAAUUAGAAGAUUACCAAUACUUGAAUUUUGUCCUUAUAACUUACAAUGAGGUGUGCAACAUCUGGUCUAGGCAUGAUCCUGCACAACAAUGCCCAUAAACGCUUAUGAUUAAUUUCCGUUUCUUCGAAUAUAAAAACUUUCUAAUUUCUAAGGGACGUGUAACUUAAAACAACAGUUUUCUAGAUUUUGCUUAAGACAAUAUUUAUUCACUGGCGCAUUGUGGUGACGCAUUUGGCUCAUUAAAGCAAAGGUUAUCUGCUGCUUCGUAAGCAUUUACUAACUACUCAGCACCCAACCACUGUUGUGCGGUAGGUUGUCUCACAUAUGAGCUAUAUGAAAUAUUAUCGUCCCUUUACUGUAAAUCCCCGUUUUUAAGUCUUAAUAAGAUAAGUACAGAUUUUAUUGCAAGCUGAAAUGUUGCGAAAGAAUUUUCCGCAUUGAGAAGUUAGAACUCGAAGUUUUAAUAAAUAUUGGCAUUUAUAAAUAAAGGAAACGGUUGACAUUUCUGUAAUUGCUACUAUUUAAAACUUUGCCUGCAAAAAGGAUAAAUUCUUCCAUACUUGCCCCUCUCUUUCUUGUCCACUGUUACACAGUCAAUUUAUGUCGGUCAUGUUGAGAUACUCGUAGAAAAGUAAUUUUAUAACAAUAAGGAGCUUACAGACGGUUGAAAAAAUAUUUGCAACAAUCAACUUUCCUAUUCAAAUAGACGAUUAACUAAAACAUUCUUUCGAAUUAUCCCAGAAGAAAAUGUCGAGAACUCGCUAUCACUAGCUCUCCAGGCAAGCCGCAGCGUUGGAAGGACAGUUGGGGAGAUCUACCCUUUUCCUGUCUUCAGCGGGAGAAAGUAAAAUAUGUAGUGAAUUCUGAGCGAUGAACAUCAUACUAUCGUAGACGCAGGUCGAUUUUAAAGUAGACGCAAAUAAGGUCUUCAGUUAACAGAUUGCUGAUUGUAAAGUUGAUUAUUGUAAAAAAAUUUAAAUAUGUCCUAGUGAAAUCCGCUAUAAUGUCAUACAGAGCUAUGCAGACCAUAAAAAUGUUUCACAUUUUUGCCUUAGACUUAGCGUUCAACAUUAGUUAAGUUGCCGAAUGGCUCAAAUAUUCUACACAAUUACCCAUUUAAAGCUCAUUAUCGAAUGCCCAGAAAGGGCAGUGCUAUUCAAGCAAUGCAUUCAGGAGGCAGAGAAGACCUUCGAGGCGAUUGAAGUUCUGUUACAUUUCAACGAUGCCUUUAUGUGUCGAAAAUACCUCAAGGCAAUGCAUAUUGCAAGUGAACAGAACAAAAAGGUAAGCAAAAAUAUUUGUUAGGACGAUUCUACAAGUUAAAAGACUUAUCGUUUACAUAAUUUGACUCAUGUGAAUAGAGCGUGCAUGACAUUUCUAUAUGGUACGAUGUACGAUCAUGCUGAUUAUAUUUGAAAGUGGUGACGGACGGAAUUAAUUCAUUACCUCCUUUAUUAGGUUGACAGACGUCAUAAAGUAAACUUCUUUAGAAAUGCAAUGUCGACACUCAAAUUAGCACUCAAAAAGUGCAACAAAUUAGUGGUGAAUUUGGUUGAUUCGAUAAUGUCACGUUGCACCCCUCUAAACUGUUUUGGGUUUUUCUCUAUGAAAUUUCAGAAUGAAUUGUGCCGUAAUCUCGGUCUAAUUGUAGUCAGAAGCAUUAAAUAAUGUUUAAAACUACUUGCUCUAAAAGAAUUUAUGGCAAAAAACAAGGUGUAGCCGAGUGUUUAAUUUACGCAUGUAAUGUCCAUAGUCUUUCUGCAUCUCAGACUAAAAUCAACUGUACACCGAUACCCGUUUCUUAAGUUGACUUAAAAUUUUAAAAUUUCAAAGGCAAAUAAGAACAGCUCUUUUUAGUAAGUCAGCUGCAACCUAUCGCGUGCAGUGCUUCAAAAUCACUUUUUUGUUCUUCAACGCUAUAUACUGAUUUAGCAUAAACAUUUCAGCUAAAUAAACAGGGUUUCUAAAAAUUGUAACUGAAAUCCAAAGAACGGGACGGAAAAACAUUCCAAAAAUACUCGCAGGAUGGCCAAACGGAGAUAGACAAAAUAAUAAAAGUCCACCUACUCACAGGUUUACAAUGUAACUAACUGUUGACAUUCGCGAACCCUGCAGAUUAAAGAACUCGAAGAGACCAAUAAGAUUCUUAAAAGACAAGUUUCUUUGCUGAAAACGACUGCGGAACAACUUGAAAGGAAACAUGCGGACGAAAAGACGAAGGGAGAACUUGUAAGGAAACAGCAGCUGCAGUUUUACAGAACAUUGGGUGAGCAGCUAAAGGUGAGCUCUGGUUUGACACGCAGUUCGCACCUUUCUUUCACCACUUAUACGCAUGAAAAUAAUUGUGGUUACUCAGUCAAUUUCAGUACAACAUUUACAUGUGGUUUUAUUUGAAUAACUUUCAGGCCCAGCUGGACGCCGCUGUUGCGCCAGAAAAAGAACAGUGA